Oncorhynchus mykiss (rainbow trout) is the source of this 6880-nucleotide messenger RNA. RefSeq names its product transient receptor potential cation channel, subfamily N, member 1 (gene trpn1). Gene Ontology annotation, biological process: calcium ion transmembrane transport. NCBI's taxonomy places the organism in Eukaryota, Metazoa, Chordata, Actinopteri, Salmoniformes, Salmonidae. Gene Ontology annotation, cellular component: cytoplasm; membrane. Gene Ontology annotation, molecular function: protein binding; calcium channel activity. The record is from RefSeq and is a predicted model, not a curated record.
UCCAAGGUAACAAGAGCACAAAGGCGGAGUUAUAAAAGUUUAACUAGUGGUGGAUAGGGGCGGUGGAUUUUCCCAUGUUGGAGUUAACGGAAUGCUGGUUAUUCUACCUCAUACAAAGACGGGGAAACUUGAAGCACCAAUUCUACAAUCAGAAUGCUACUUUUGAAUUACACCUGCCACGAGGACAUAGCUUUUAGCCACGCGCAAUAAGAAACAACUAUAUUCUCAUUAGAUGUACUAGUGUAAAUUGUGCAUUUAAAAAACGAAUGGUAGCCUAUGUGAAAGAUGUCUGAGACAUCUUCAGUCAACUCUGGGUCCAGCCAGCGACUCUUGCAGCUGUCUCUGAAGGGUGAAUGGAUUGCGCUCGAGCAGACAAUCAAAGGGUUGGACAAGGGAGACCCAGAACUAACCGUGAUCGAUGAGGAGUCUGGCUUGAGUCUCCUGAUGAUUGCAGUGAGGGAGAACCGCCUGUCUGCAGUAGACAGACUACUGGAGUUAGGAGGCAGCCCUAGUGAAAGGACAAAGGAUGGCAGGACUGCAUUGCAUGUAGCUGCAGCACACUCCAAGGAAGACAUUGUGAAGCUCCUGGCCAGAAAGGCAGAUCCUGACUCACUAGGAGGGCCCAAGGACCAGCUGCCUCUCCACUUUGCUGCCUCCCGAGCCACCCCAUCCCUCGGUACCAUUCAGACACUGCUCAAAUUCUCCAGCAAAGAGGCCCGGCUCGUACCAGACAAGGAUGGCUGCAUUCCACUGCUCUUAGCCGUCGAAGCCGGGAAUGUUGGAAUCGUUAGGGAGCUCCUUGGAACUCUAUCUGAGCCUCAGCUUAGGGCUCAGAAAACAGUUAGUGGAGAUGCAGCUCUCCAUGUCUGCUGCCGAAAGACGGACCUGGAGAUGGCCAAAGUCCUCAUUGAGAACGGGGCCAAUGUAGACAUCCAAAAUGAGGAAGGACAGACUCCUCUCCACAUAGCUGCCUGGGAGGGAGAUGUGCUGAUGCUGAAACUGUUCUACCAGAGCAAGGCCAACCCUAAUGUCACUGACAAGAUGGACAGGUCACCUCUGCACAUCGCUGCAGAGCGUGGCCACACCAACGUGGUGGAGGUCCUCACAGAGAAGUUCAAGUCCAACGUGUUGGCCAGAACUAAGGAUGGCAGCACCCUGAUGCAUGUAGCCUCCCAGUGUGGACACCCAGAGACCGCCCUCACCUUUCUGAAGAAAGGGGUCCCACUGCACAUGCCCAAUAAGUCAGGUGCAAUGUGUCUCCAUGCUGCAGCCAAGCAAGGUCACACGGCUGUAGUGAAGUCUCUUCUCCUGAAGGGGGCACACGUGGACACCACCACUAAAGACGGCCUGACGGGCCUACACAUCGCUGUGCAGAACUGCAAGCCCCUCGUGGUGCAAAUGCUACUGGGCUUUGGGGCUCAGGUCCAACUCAAUGGAGGCAAGGCCCAGGAGACCCCGCUGCACAUCGCUGCCAGAGUGAAGGAGGGGGAAAAGGUGGCUGAGAUGCUGCUGAAGAGCGGGGCUGAUGUCAACGCAGAGCAGGAGAAUGGGGAGACGGCAAUGCAUGUUGCUGCUCGCCACGGUGGACUUCGGAUGAUGAGAGCCCUGAAAGAGGAGGGAGGAGACCUCACCUGGAGAUCUAAGGCUGGAGAGAACCCUCUCCAUGUCGCUGUGCGCCACUGUCAUGCCCAUGUGGUGGAGGAUAUUCUCACCUAUCUGACCAGUGAGAGAAGCCGUGAGGAAGCCCAGUGCUGUGUGAGCCAGGGGAACAGGAAAGGGGAGACAUCGUUGCACUUGGCUGCUGAGCUGCAGAAGGAGAGCGUCCACAGAGAAGGAGAAGACGUACACAUUAUCAAGAUUCUGAUGGAAUAUGACGCAGACAUCACUGCCGCAACCAGAGAGUCCUGUGAGACUCCCUUUCACUACUGUGCCAGAGUGGGCAACACUGACGUCCUACAGGAGAUGCUCAACAGUGUUCCCUCCAGUCGCCUGCAGAUGGCAGUCAACAAGCACUCCAAGAACGGCUGGUCCCCGUUGUUAUUGGCUUCUGAGAGAGGUCACACAGAGGUUGUUAGAAUCCUGCUUCAGAACCACGCCAGGGUGGACGUCUUUGAUGAGGACGGCAAGGCAGCUCUCCACUUGGCAGCAGAGCGGGGCCACGAGGACAUUUCUGACAUUCUGCUGUCCCAUAAGGCCUUUGUGAACGCCAAGACGAAGCUGGGCCUCACUCCACUACACCUGGGGGCCCAGAACGGCUCUGCCAGCCUGGUCAGACAACUGGUGGAGACACACCUGGCCAGCAUCGACGCUCUCUCCCUGACGAAGCAGACUCCUCUCCACCUCGCUGCCAUCAGUGGACAGCUGGAUGUGUGCAGCAGCCUGCUGCAUCUCAGAGCAGACAUCACUGCCACAGACAUACACGGCCAGACGCCCCUCCACCUGGCUGCAGAGAACGACCAUUCUGAGGUGGUCAAGCUGUUCCUGAAGCACCGUCCAGAGCUGGCCACCCUGGCCAAUGUGGAGGGGGCCACCUGCACCCAUAUCGCUGCGGCCAAGGGCAGCCUGGCCGUCAUCAGGGAGCUGCUCAAGUUCAAACAGGGGGGAGUGACCACGCUGAGUAACAAGACCAAUGGCUCCUGUCCUCUGCACCUGGCGUCUGCUGGGGGACACACCGAGGUGGUGAAGGUCCUCCUGGAGGCUGGGGCGUCUGUAGCUGAAGAGGACGCAGAAGGGAUGACAGCCAUUCACUUGGCAGCCAAGAACGGUCACACACACAUCAUGGACGUGCUGAAGGGAAGCAUCUCCUUUAAGAUCACCAGCUCCAAGACAGGGUUGACUGCGUUGCAUGUAGCAGCCCGUUUUGGUCAGGUGGACUUUGUCUCAGAGAUCCUUACCAAGGUGCCAGCCACCAUGCGCAGUGACAUCCCAAACAGCAACAGUAGGGAGGGAAUACCAGUGCAGCAGCCCCCUUCAGAGUCAGGAUACACUCCCCUGCACCUGGCUGCCCAGUCUGGCCAUGAGAGUGUGGUGAGAUUGCUGCUCAAUUCCCCUGGUGUACAGGCAGACAAAGUGACAGACAUACAGGGCUCCACCCCCCUUCACCUGGCUGCCCAGAGUGGUCACAUGUCUGUGGUGGGGCUGCUGCUGAGCCGCUCCAGCUCUCUGCUGCACCUGAGGGACAAGCAGGGCCGCACCUGUCUGCACCUGGCCUCCGCCAGCGGCCACGUGGCCAUGGUCAGAGUGCUGCUGGGCCAGGGGGCCGAGAUCAACCACACCGAAGAGAGUGGCUGGACCCCACUCCACUACGCAGCCAAAGCAGGCUGUCUGGACAUGGUGCGGUUCCUGGUGGAGAGUGGGGCGUCGGCCAGUGUAGAGUGCCAGGGGGGACGAACACCACUGCAGUACGCUGCCGGGGAUAACCACCAGGGGACGGUUAGCUUCCUGCUACGACGACAAGAGAACAACAUACUGAGACUGCUGGAGGACAGGAAGUUUGUGUUUGACCUGAUGGUGUGUGGGAAGCUGAACUCCAACACUACUCUGGAGGAGCUAGUUCUUCACUCCGCUGCUCCCCUGGACACGGCCGUGCGUCUGUCCCGAGCCCUGGGCCUGGCCGCCCUCAGGGAGAAGGAGCGCUACGUGGACCUCCAGGCAGCAGCCCACCACUGUGAAAGCCUGGCCUCCGACCUGCUCAGCAUGGCCUCGAGCGGGGGGAGAGGGGCCGGCGCCGUACUCAGGGCGGUGGACCAUAGAGGGGCCAGCGUGCUGGACUGCCUGAUCGAGGGGAGGCAGAAGGGAGUGGUGGCCCACCCGGCUGUCCAGAAGUACAUGACGGAGGUGUGGUAUGGCAGUCUGCAGUGGGACUCCUGGAGGAUCCUGCUGCUGUUUUUUGGCUUGCUGCUCUGCCCUCCACUGUGGCUGUUCCUCUCACUGCCUCUCAAACACAGGUUCAACACGAUCCCCAUCGUGAAGUUCAUGAGCUACCUGGUGUCCCACGUUUUUCUCCUGGCCCUCUUCAUCCUCACCAUUGCCUACCCCCCGCUGAAUCCCAUCCACCUGGGUCACCUGCUGCCUGGAUGGAGUGAGUGGCUGCUGCUGGCCUGGCUGGGGGGCAUGCUGGUGUCUGAGCUCACCCAGCCAGGGGAGCGCCACGGCCUAGCCUGGAUCCGAGUGCUUGUCCUGGGCUUCUCCGCCGCUGCCUUGCUCUGCCAUCUCCUGGCCCUGGUUCUCCAGCUCUGGCCCCCCUCCCAUCUCCACUGCCUUUUCACCCGGAACGUCCUACUAGCCGUGGCAAUGACUCUAGGCUUCAUCCAGCUGCUGGAGUUCCUGACCUUCCACCACCUGUUUGGCCCCUGGGCCAUCAUCAUCAGUGACCUGAUGAAGGAUCUGGGAAGGUUUGCUGUCAUCCUGGCACUCUUCCACACCGCCUUCACCAUGAGCUUGUGUGCCGUCUACAAUGCCACCUUUGUGAAGCCGGAGACAGCAGGCCACACCCCUCGGGAGGUGUCCGUCCUGCUCUUCUUUGCCCUAUUCGGCCUGACGGAGCCUAAAGAAAUGCCUACGUUGGUGGGCUCACCCCCGGCUGCCGGCGUGGUGGCCCAACUGGCGUUUGGCAUCUACCUGGUGGUGACGGUGAUCGUGCUGAUCAACCUGCUCAUUGCCAUGAUGAGUGACACCUACCAGCGCAUUCAGGCCCGCUCGGACACUGAGUGGAAGUUUGGCAGGGCCGUGCUCAUACGGGACAUGAGUAGGAAGUCGGGCACGCCGUCUCCAUUCAACCUCUUCACCAACCUCUUCUUCUUCGCCAAGGUGCUUUGCAAACAUGGAGGUAAGAUCUGCUCUACAGAGGGCCGGGACCUGAUGACUGAAGAGGAGGAUGCAGAGGGUCUGCCUGACCCCCGCUCUCUGGACAUACCAGCUCACACCUCCCUGGGCUGGAUGAGGACCAACAAAAGGACACAGAUCCUACCUGAGGAUGGCCAGGCCCAGCCCCUCCCCUCCAGCUCCAGGCUGGCUGGCCAGGUGCGUGUGGAGCAAGUGACAGACUGGGCUGUGGUAGUCCAACGCUACCUGGCGCUGAGAGGACAGGGGGACAGAGGCAUGCAGGAGAGGGACCCUGGUACUGGCCCUGCCCAGCACCCUGACUGAUCCAGUCCAUCCGGAACCAGGACUCAGUGUCUCUGACUAACUCACCCACACCUGACUUAUUAAGCUGUAUCCUGAUUCUCCACCCUUCUCCCACAGCAUGCUCUUGCACACUUUCUGUCAUGGAUUUAACAAUAUUGGAAGAUCCUUCCAAUGAUUUAUCCAAUCAAAUGCUUUUAAAAUCCAUGUCAGAAAGUCUAAGUGCACACUGUGGGAGAAGGGUGGAGAAUUGGGAUGCAGCCUAUGAGCCUUACCCAGCAGUAUCCUUAGGACCUUAGCCAAGCCUUGUCGGGACCCAGCAUCUUUAGGAGCCUGCACACAGCUUAGCCCGACUGCCAGGACCCCAGCCUUAACAUUAACAUGAGCCUUGAAUACUUACUGGACAGUAUGACUCCAGCCCUGCCUUACCAAUGGCCCAAUUCUGCCAUGGCCUACUACAUCACAGCAACAACCUGUGAAACAGAACUACCAGCACCAAACACACUGCCUUUAUUAUCAGCUGUCCGUGUAUACAUUACUCUCACUCACAAUUGACCUGAUUGUCCACAAUGGGAAAUCACUUGUGAUCCAGUGCCCAGGGCCCAAUUUUUCAAAAGCUAUCUGAUUAAAUGCAAAGAAAUAGAAUAAAAAGAAAGGGCAUAUAAUUUAGUUAAAUGGGGACACCUGUUCUAUUCGUUCCAUUUCUAUGCAUUUAAUCCUAUCCGAUUGCCAAAAUCCGAUCAGAUAACUUUUGAAAAAGUUGUCCCAGGCUAUGGUUUAUAGUGUGUAGCUUCAGAUAUUCUCCAGUAGAGGUUCUAGUUAGACUACUUUCUGUCAGGGUUGUUUGAUGAGCUGUAUGACAGACGUAUGAGCCUGUAAAAACAUGCGAGAGAGAUGAUGUGAUUUAUUAGGGAAAGAUGAUACCUAGUCAGUUGCACAACUGACUGCAUUCAACUGAAAUGUGUCUAACACAUUUAACCCAACCACUCUGAAUCAGUGCAGGGGUCUGCCUUAAUCGAGUUCAAUGGCACCGGGGAGCAGUUGUUGUUGGGGGUUAAUGCCUUGCUAAAGGGUAGAACAGCAGAUUUUUCCACCUUGCCGCUCAGGUAUUCAAACAAGCCACCUUUCGGUUACUGGCCCAACACUCUUAACCGCUAGGCUAUCUGCCGCACCACUAUUAUAGUGUAGUAUUGUCCUGUCAUCAUUACUUUCAUGCGACAGUGCCUUGAUUAUGCAUGGCGUAGCAUUUCAUUAUAAUGACACUUUUAUAGGGACAGUAUUGAGAAAAAAAUUGUUAUUUGGCAAAUGAACCAGGUGUUACUGAAAUACCUGUUUAUUUUGUUUACUCAAUGGCAGUAGAUAAGUGUCUACGUCAACUCUGCCAAUUAUGUGGACUACAUGUCCACAUAAGCCUCCUAUUUUACAAUAUACAUUAUAUCAUGCUUCAUUCUACAGUUAAAUAUGUUUUUAUAACAUUUUUAUGAAUAGUGUUUAUUGUAGUGAUGUGUUUAGAGAAAAGUAUAAUUGUAUUAUCAUGAUAUAACAUGAGUUACUCAGUAACUCCAUUACUUAAUGAAAAUGGUCAAACCUGUGAAAUAGAGCAAUAGGAGGUCAAACCAGUCUGCUUUCUCUGUCACAUCAUUUACUUUAUUAUGGGUCACUCCUUCUCCCCCCUCUCUCUCUCCUCUCCCCUCCCUCUCCCCCUACCCUCCACCUCCCUACCCUCUUUCUCUCUCUCCUCUCCCCUCUCUCCCUC